This is a messenger RNA of Strongylocentrotus purpuratus (purple sea urchin), 2550 nucleotides long. RefSeq lists its product as uncharacterized. The record is from RefSeq and is a predicted model, not a curated record. The transcript is spliced from 4 exons. Gene Ontology annotation, molecular function: monocarboxylic acid transmembrane transporter activity. Gene Ontology annotation, biological process: transmembrane transport. The coding region runs from base 57 to 1568 and encodes 503 amino acids. NCBI's taxonomy places the organism in Eukaryota, Metazoa, Echinodermata, Echinoidea, Camarodonta, Strongylocentrotidae.
AAUAGUGUACACACGUACUUGCUCGUAAAGUCUACAAAUAAAAGGCAUUACACGCGAUGAACCACAGCAAUAUUAUACAAAAGUUCACGAGAAAUGCCGUUCUUGGCCUACAGCAAGGUGUUGUUGUCGAUCAUCCCGUCAUCAUAUUACUAGAGCGGGGGAGGACCAAGGUAACGACGGAGAUGUCGAGCGGGACAUCAUCGGAGAGUUGGAGGUAUGUGGUACUGGUCACCAAAUUUAGUCUGGAUUUCCUGACGCAGGGACUCUUGAAAGCGUUUGGUGUUCUCGUUCCAGCCCUCGUCAAUAAAUUAGAGACAAACUAUGGAACAAUCGGAUUCAUCUUGUCUUUGGAAUUAACCGUGUUUUUCAUGGCAUGCCCCCUUGUGUGCAUCCUUGCCAAACGAAUCAAUCCAAGGGCGCUUUGCAUUGUGGGUACUGUGGGAUCAAGUGCAGCAAUCAUAGCUUCCGCUUAUGUCGAUUCACCCGCCUGGUUUGGAUUUGCUAUGUUCAUGACUGGGCUCUUUAGCUCCCCGAUAAAUCAGAUAUCAUACGAGGUUCUGCAUCAGUAUUUUGGAGAAAAGUUCGGCUUCGUGAAUUCCAUAUGUCUCCUGGGCAGUUUAGUAGGCGGUAUGGCAUUUCCUGUCCUCACCUCCAAACUUCUAGACGCCUAUGGACUUGAGGGCGCUCUUCUUUGUCUUGCAGCUGUAUAUCUCCAUUGUACUCCUGUAGCGGUUACCUUUCGACCACCACAUUCUUCAACAGGUGGAUUUUACCAAGUGCCUGCGUGUGAAGAGGGUGACAUUGGAAGAGUGAUUGAACUCCCCGAAGGAGCAGAGGAAAAUGAUUUGACUUUGCAGCCUGAUGAUUGUGAGACCGCGGAACAAGUCGAUCCUUUUGCAGUAGGUCAGAAUGAAGAAAAUAAUGCAAAAUCAAAACUCGACAGAGUCGUAGACUUCCUCACGGUUACUUUGAAUAUUCCAAUGCUUGCUCAAGAAAAGGCAUUCUGUUUAUUAUUCUUGCCAUGUAAGUACAUUGUACAGGUCACCAUGGUUAGUUGGACACUCUUCGUGGUGUCUUAUGGAUUGACAAAAGGCCUUGAUGAAUCCCUCGCGGCCUAUCUACCUCUAGCUGGUGCUUUGGGCGGUUUCAUCAACCAAGGAGUUGUCACCAUCAUCCUGCAUUUUCGACCACACUGGGGCGCGAUUAUUUUCAUCGCAAACAUGGCAUCUGUAGCCGCCGCAUUCUUCCUGUACCAACUUCGUGUAUCCUUCAGCCAUCUCCUUGUGUGCUCCUUUUUUGCCGGAGGUGGGAUUUUCGGAGCCUUCCCAGCCACGUACUCUGUCCUGGUUUUCUACGUCGCAACGGAACACUUUGCCGGUAUCCUCUCCAUUAAGUUAUUUGUGACAGGAGCUGCUGUCAUUUCGUCAGGUUACAUGGCAGGAAGUCUUUACGAUGUUACUGGAUCUUUUGAUGACGUCUUCAUGAUCCUGGGAGGCAUGAGUGCUGCAUCGGUCCUCCUUACCAUCGCUCUGAUGCUGGUCAAGAAAAGACGGAGGGAUCCCCAGUGAGAUCAAAACCAGGGCAGCGUUUCAUGAAACCGUGCAAUGGACAAGUUUGCCGGCAUCCCAUUAAAACGCGUGUAUUCAAAUCACACUCGUUUCAUCGGGAUUUCGGCGAACUUGCGAUGGACAUACGACAUUUUCUUGAAAGGGUACCUCGUUGAACAGUUUUAUGACCUUGGUGGAGAAACUGAGAGGACAUAUUUCAUGCGAAUUUGAGAGGAAAGACGACACGAGAAUGUCAGAGUUUCGUUCAAAUUGGAAAAUGUCCGUAAUGGAUGGUAUGAUCGUAGUUGGGAAACCGUAAAAUAAGAUCAUGUUCAAUGCGGAAGAUGACGGGGGAAAUUUCAAAGUAUAGGGUACGAUUCUGAGAGCGAAAUCUAGAGGCAAUUGUCUCAGGAAUUGAUUGCUUGCUUCGACAUGAUGUUACGAGAUGUUGACUUCAACAUAGGCCUACCUGCGAAAUACAAUUUCUAGCACAUACUGAAACAAAUGUUUGAAAUGACUCUUAAAUGAUUCUCAUUUUAAAGUAUUUUAGAGUUAUAUUGGCCUUAAAGCAAUAUUGAAGUCUAACUGAAAUGCUGAGGGAAUUCCAUUUUUCAAAGAGUUAUUAUUGAUGGUUCUAGUACACCUACCCCGUGGACAUCCACCCCCUUGGUGACCACCCCCAGUCAACUACCCCUUAGGACAGCUACCCCCCGGACAACUAUCCCGGGUUAGUCGGAGGGUAGUUGGCUGGGGGUGGUUAUCCGGGGGCAGGAUGUCCAGGGGGUAGGUGUCCGUAUACGAUGAUUGAUAUCAUAUCUGAAUAUAUGGUUUUAUCUAAUUUUUGUCAUUUAUUUCACGUAUGCAUAAUUUCCCCACCGUAGUAUUUGAAGAUGCUUUCCGAAUUUAUCAUCGAAUCGAUUAUGUUAAUCGUUUUGUCUUUAUAAAUCAUUAUUAAACGAAACAAAAAUUGUAUAGUUACAAAUAAGUUUCAUUUUCUAUGUUA